Molecule: messenger RNA, 6600 nt
Organism: Cheilinus undulatus (humphead wrasse)
Lineage: Eukaryota; Metazoa; Chordata; Actinopteri; Labriformes; Labridae
Gene: tinagl1
Product: tubulointerstitial nephritis antigen-like 1
Exons: 12
Coding region: 154-1581 (475 amino acids)
Biological process (GO): proteolysis
Cellular component (GO): lysosome
Molecular function (GO): cysteine-type peptidase activity; peptidase inhibitor activity
Source: RefSeq, a predicted model, not a curated record
GUGAAAGAGAGAGACAGAGAGGGAGAGGAGGGACAGGAGAGGGAAAGAGAGACUGACCUUUUACUGCCACCUGUGAAGAACUGACCCCAGACUUCUGCUGAUUUUUCUUUUGGAUUACAAAAGCAGGAUUUCUCUGUCAACUCAAGACCCAUCAUGAAGCUCCUGUUAUUGUCCAUGGUGGCAUUGCUCCUUUUGGUGGAGGAGAGCUCUGCAGACAGAAUCCUGUCCAGGAGAACCAAAAGGGAGCUUGCAAGUCCACUCCACAUCGGUGGCAUCAGGGACCCGUAUGGCUCAUACUGCCAGAGGAGAGGAGGCUGCUGCCCCGGCAGAGACGACCUGUGCACGGUCCCCUACCUGGACACCAUCUGCUACUGCGACCUGUUCUGCAACCGUACAGUGUCCGACUGCUGCCCUGACUUCUGGGGUCACUGUUUAGGCGUGCAGCCGCCUUUCAUCGGCACCUGCGAAAGAAAUGGAAACAGGUUCUUUACAGGGCAAACAUACAAAGAGAACUGCAAUUUAUGCACAUGUGGGACUACAGGUCGCUGGGAGUGUGAGCAGAACGCCUGUCUGAUGGAACCUGACAUGAUCCAUGCCGUCAACAGAGGAAACUAUGGGUGGAAGGCAGCUAACUACAGCCAGCUCUACGGAAUGACUCUGGACGAGGGCAUCCGGUACCGUCUGGGCACGCAGAGACCCUCCAGGACAAUAAUGAACAUGAAUGAGAUCCAGAUGAACAUGGAUCCUCAAAGCAACCGUCUGCCACUUUACUUCAAUUCAGCAGAAAAGUGGCCAGGAAAGAUUCAUGAACCGCUGGACCAGGGGAACUGUGCUGCAUCCUGGGCUUUCUCAACUGCAGCUGUGGCUUCAGACAGGAUAUCCAUCCAGUCGAUGGGUCACAUGACUCCUCAGCUGUCCCCCCAGAACCUCAUUUCCUGUGACACCCGUAACCAGGGAGGCUGUGCUGGGGGGCGCAUAGAUGGAGCAUGGUGGUACCUCCGUCGUAGAGGAGUGGUGACGGAGGAAUGUUAUCCGUACCGGCCCCCACAGCAAACGCCGGCUGAAGUGGGACGCUGCAUGAUGCAAAGUCGCUCGAUUGGCCGAGGAAAAAGGCAGGCUACGCAGCGCUGCCCCAACGCACACAACUAUCACAAUGAUAUCUACCAGUCAACGCCACCCUACAGGCUCUCCACCAAUGAGAAGGAGAUCAUGAAGGAGAUUAUGGAUAAUGGCCCUGUGCAAGCUAUUAUGGAGGUCCACGAGGAUUUCUUUGUCUAUAAGAGUGGGAUCUACAAACACACUGAUGUCAGCUUCACCAAACCUCCACAGUACCGUAAACACGGGACGCAUUCAGUCAGAAUCAUCGGGUGGGGAGAGGAGAGAAACUAUGAUGGGACAUCGAAAAAAUACUGGAUUGCUGCCAACUCCUGGGGAAAGAACUGGGGCGAGAACGGCUUCUUCCGUAUCGCUCGUGGGGACAACGAGUGUGAGAUCGAGACCUUUGUGAUCGGCGUGUGGGGCAGGAUCACGAUGGAGGACAUGCACAACCACAACCACCAUCAUCGCCGCAGACACAUUUAGAGACAAACCCUGACGAGACCUUUGUUUUAAAUUCAGAGGAGACUUCAGCACAUUCUUACUCACUGAGCAGGCUGGGAUAACAAUACGUUCCUGAAAUCUCUUUUUUAUACCUUACUUCUCUCUGGGGAUCGAUAAAUCCUGUUAUUCCUUCAUCUUUACUUCUUUAAGGACAAUUCUCCCCACUUUGCACCAAAAAGAAACUAAGUGAACUAAGCUUAAGCUCUGUGCUGCCUUACAUUUAGGCACCUCAGGUACCUACUGAAUCCAAAGACAACACUUCCCAGAAUCCUCAGCUAGAUCCAUAGUUGGGAGGCAGAUGCAGACGCUCCCCUUGAUUUUUUUUUAAACUUCUUUGUCAUCCUGAACCUUUAGUCUUUUCUUCCUCUUAAUCUAUAAUCCAGACAGACCUGGUUUCAGAGGGACAGCCUUGAAAAGAGGAAAUCUGAGAGCCAGAUUAUCAGACAUCAGAGCUUUUUCUGAGAGGGAUACACCCAGCUGAAGUGUGUAACAUGAUAAUAUAUCACAGAUGACCUUACUGACAUUUACCUGUCAGCUAUACUGAGGCUCAGAGACACGGUGGGGCUCAUUCCCUCAGUUUUAGAGAGAACACUUGUGUAGAGAUAGGAGGUAAGGUUUCUAACACAUUCUAAUUAAAACAGAAUCUGACACUGGAAACACAAUGUGGAGUAUACCAUUACUAAACUCUGGGUUUUAGGAGGAUUUAUGGUGCCGCCUACAAUGACCUGCAGACAAAGGGGCUCCAAUAACUGCAUCAUGAAACGUUUACAGCAAAGUUAAAGGCCAAAUCUUCACCUUUAUGGUGAUUUUCACAUGAUAAGAUUUUUCAUUAAUGGCUGCAGGAGAUGUAAAUAAUAUCAAGCCAUGCUAAAUUCAAAACAGCCUUAAAGGUGUGAAUAAAAGCCAUGCUGUCAAUCUUAACCCCACCAUAUAGAAACAUAAAUACCAAUAUAACUAGUGCUUUAAAGGUCCUUUAAACUGUUUUAAUAACUUAAAACAGAAAGUGUUUCCACAGUCUUAAUUGCUUGUUCAGUUCUCUAUGUUACAGUUUGAUGGUAGUUUCAUUCUAGUUUAUGUUUGAAAACAUACAGUAAAGAUUUUUUUCACGCCUGCACUCCUGAAAAUGUCCAGAAAAUAUCAGAGUGGCCUGUUUCUACAAUCAUCCAAACCCGCCUUUUAAAUAGAGCUCACUAGUGUCGCCCACUUUUCAAACUGCUCUGGUUCUGGACUCAAAUUCGCUGUUUAAAUCUUCCAUUGGCGUUUCUCAAAAUAUUUAAAUCAACAUUUUUAAUCAGCAGCCAUGUGUAAAUACUCAUGAAUGUAAAACAUUUGAUUCUGCAGAAAAAUUACCUUCAAAAAGGCAAAGGUUAAAGACUGUGGACAGAUUUUUCAUGAGGAUGAUUGAGACAUAUCCCACAAUCCACUGCAAUUUUUUGGGGUUAUUGUUAAGGAUAACUUUUUAAACUUACAUACCACAUGUAUCUUUUUUUAUACAUUUAUCUUCAUUGUACUGUUGGUCUGGCCAAUUAUUGAGGCCAAUAUAUGGCAUAUGGCCGAUUAUCGCUAUCUGCAUUUCUGAUAAUCAGUAAAUUAAUCCAUCAAAAAAUGUGAUAAUUUGUUUGAAGGUACACUGCAAAUUGUUUUCCCUUCUGGCUCUGUUUCCCCUCUCCACAGUCUCACCAAACAUCCUCUAUAUAACACAAUCUGACUGGUUAGAUGCUGCAUGAGUUCCAGCCAUUCAACACUUAAAUGCCACUGACUCAGUGAGUGUAUGACAUUACUUCCUGUUUUCUGCUGCUGUGUUUCCUUAUGCUGAAAGAGCCACAGGUAAAUUCUGUACUUCUCUUCAAUUUUUACACAAAGAAAUUUUACUUUCACCAAGUUAAGUACCUUUUGUACGUCAUAAUGGAUGCCUAUUGGUUUCAAUCAUUAGUUAUCAGUCUCAUGAACUACAGAUAAUUGGUAUCGGUAAUGACAGAACCUGAUUAACCAACAUCGGUGGACCUCUAGUGUUUACAUUUUUUAUGAUAAUAAUGUAAUAUAUACUAGUUUGAGUAUAUAUUGCUUCAUAUUACGGCAAAUUGUAUUGUCAGCACCAACAGCAGGCAGUUAACUGACGACAUAUGUGGGGUGGUAGACACUCCCAUUGAUACAGCUAGCCCCACUAAUCACAGACACAGCUUUGUCAGUCUAGGAUUGUGGGUACUGUAGAAUUUUUUGACUGGGAGGCAGGGUGUGACAUAAAGAGGAUGCUGAGGAAGUGGCGUACGAAACCAGACCCUCAUACUACAACGCUUACGGCCUUUAUAUCAAUGCUUCAUGUUGUUCGUCAGACAUUCGCUAACAAAAGAGAGGAGAAAACAUAAUGAAACAGUUUUAUUACAUGUGUUCAGGGCCAGUAGCAAGAAAUAAAUGCCAUCAUUCAGGUGUUAUGCACAUAUAUACUGUUUCAUACAUACAUUGCAUGGAUAUAUUUCAUAUUCAUCUGGGAAUGUUCCCAUAGAAAGCGUUUGGAAAGUUUGCUUGCAGAGUGGCAGGUAAAAUUCAGGGGAAGUCAGAGUGAAAAGCAUUUUAUUUGCGGUCACACUUGCAGCUCAAAAAUAUUCGAUUUUCAGGAGUGCAUGUGUGAAACUACCCUAUGACGGUAUCUUAUCUCACCUAGCUGCUUUUCUGCUUGUGUUUCUUGAACUUGAUGGAGGGAAGGGAGGGAUUGUUUUUGGGGGGGUUACUGCUGCUAUAAAGUCUGUGCUACAGUAUUUGACUUCAGAGUCUUCAGUGUGUUGCCUUGUCAUGUAAUUAACAUGUAAAGCCACUUUCAAAUAACACUGUAACACCAGUUCAAUCACACAGGUCACUGCUGGUUUUUGUGUGCUAAUAUUUUAUACAUCAGCUUUACUGUUUAAUUUUCUUGAAUACUCAACACAUCAACAUACAUUGGUGCUUUUCAAGCCUUAACUGGUUCUUUCAACUGGUUUUAAGCUAUUUGAGGGAAUUUCUUGUCAAUCUUAUGGAGUGCAUGAGGAAAACCUGGUGUGUUGUAGCCGUAUCCCGCUGUGCUUCACCUACAACUCUGAAAGGCUUUCCUUUUCUAUAUCAUCAUCAUGUCUUGUGAUCUGUAAGGUUGAUGAAAGCAAUGAGGAAUGUAUGGAUGAACAGCCAAUGUGCAAUGUGGUGUAGCAAUUAUUGCAUGUUUCUCAUUCUGAAGAGGGCUAUUAAGAGGAAUCCAUCAACAUGAUGUGCACAACAGGUUUACAAUAAAGACAAAGAGGACCAUGGGAAAUCUUCUGGUAAUCUUCCAGCAGAAAGUUAUUCAUACGUUACUUUUCUCACCCAAGAUGCAAAGAUUUGCACUUGUUUCAUCACAAUUCAUGGAUGUUUUCACCACUGAAGAGAGGUUUGAUUUUAAAUGUCUCAAGAGAAUCACCACUGAUAAUAUGAGAUGGUUGGACAGGUUACAGUGGGUAUGAACUAUUGUGUAAAAAUGGUUGAAGAAAAGUGGACAAAUGAGUUUUUCAUGCAAGAGGAAGUGUUUGAAAUUGACCAAAGCUGGACUAUUUUACUGUUAUUUUACGGAGCCUCUGAAGGAAAUGGCGAAAAAAAAAAAAAAAAAUCACGGUAAACUUUCUUGUCGGCAUGAGAAAACAUUGCAUGCAUGCACACAGGAAUUUCAAGAAAGCAUUGUAUGUGAACUUGAGACUUUCUGCAAGAUUCCCUUAAAGGAAUAUUAAUGUAUUUUUCAAGUUUUGGCUAUAUGAGGUACCUAGCUGUAGUAGUUGCAUUAGCCUAAAAAAAAAACAAACAAACAAAAAAAAAAAGUUGCAUUACCCUCCAGUGAUUUUAGUGAGCAUUGUUCCUUUAAGAAGGAUUCGCUGUUUGUACCAGCCAGGGAGCUUGGCUAUACAGUGUAACAGAUGGAUACAGUUUCUCUGCAGAAUUUAGUGUGUUUUUGGUAAAAAUGGACCACAAAACAAUGUUGGCUCAAAUGUAUGCACUAUUAAAAACUUUUGCCGUAUUUCAUUUUUUACCCAAAAACCCUAUUGUCACUGUUUUGAAAUGCAUGCUUUCAGUACCAGUUAUGUGGUCUUGUGUUGCAAAAUAGUGACAAAAACACAGACUCUCCGGGUAAGAAUUGAAAUGCUUCAAAAAAUUUUCAAUAGUGGUUACGUUUGAGGCAACAUUAUUUAGUGGCCCUUUUUUUUCCCAAAAACUCCCUAAAUUCUGCAGAGAAACUAUACCCAUCUGUUUCACUACGUAGCCAAGCUUCCUUCUUAAAGGAGCAAUGCUCACUAAAAUUAAUGGAGGCUAAUGCAACUGUUACUGUUACGUAUCUCAUAUGGCCCAACUUCAAAAACAUUGAAAUAUUCCUUUAAAGGUAUUUCUUUCAUCUCUGUGAGGAGGAAAGCUGUUUUUCCUGUCAUGCACGUUCAAUAAUUUCUCAUAAUUUCCUCAUGAACAUGCAUCAGCUUCUGGUGUCAGAGAAACUGGUUUUAUUUUACAGCCCAUGUCCCUGAAGGGGCUCCGUAGGUUUUACUCUCAUAUCUGUCUGUUCAUGUUGUUGCAGUCGUUUGGAUUAAUAGUAGUUCAGGUUCAUUAUUAACAGCUUGAAUGUAAAUGCUAUAUAUCAUUGUAAACAUAAGAGAAAGCUCUUAUGACUUAGCAUUGGAGAGAAUCACAUGUACCAACGUUGAUUAUGAUAAAUUAAUGUUCAGAUGUGACAAUAACUUAAAGGGCAACGGUUUUCUCCAACUCGACCACUCCUCAGUAAAACUACCCAGCCGCGCUGCAGAAGACGACCCUUCAGAAGUUGUGUAUUUUAUGUAAAAUGAACCACUCCAUAUUCACUGAUGUGUAGACUUUAUUUAUGACAAGAUAUGUAAAUUAUAUUCUUUUAUUCUUUGUUUUUCCCAUGUUUUAAUGUUUUAUUAUCUCUCUGUCUCUUGUAUUGUGUGCACUAAAUGCAAUUUUCACCCGUGCUGCACAAUAAAGUCUUUUCCAAAAGUA